UCUGUGGGGAAAGAUGCCGUUACCUUUUGGGCUCAAAUUGAAACGAACUCGACGUUACACAGUGUCCAGCAAGAGCUGCUUGGUGGCCCGCAUCCAGCUGCUCAACAAUGAAUUUGUGGAGUUCACUCUUUCUGUGGAGAGCACCGGCCAGGAAAGUCUGGAGGCUGUGGCUCAGAGACUCGAACUGCGGGAGAUUACUUACUUCAGUCUGUGGUAUUACAAUAAGCAGAACCAGCGCCGGUGGGUGGAUUUGGACAAGCCUCUGAAAAAGCAACUGGACAAAUAUGCUUUGGAGCCGACGGUAUAUUUUGGAGUGGUGUUUUAUGUGCCUACUGUUUCUCAGCUUCAGCAGGAGAUUACCAGAUACCAGUAUUAUUUGCAAUUGAAGAAAGAUAUCUUGGAGGGAAACAUUCCUUGCACAUUAGAGCAAGCAAUUCAUCUGGCUGGGUUAGCUGUUCAAGCUGACUUUGGAGACUACGAUCAGUAUGAAUCUCAGGAAUUUCUACAAAGAUUUGCCUUGUUUCCUGUGGGUUGGUUACAAGAGGAAAAAGUCCUGGAGGAAGCAACACAGAAAGUGGCCUUGCUGCAUCAAAAGUACAGAGGCCUUACACCUCCUGAUGCAGAAAUGUUAUAUAUGCAAGAGGUAGAGAGAAUGGAAGGCUAUGGUGAGGAGAGCUACCCUGCAAAGGACAGCCAGGGAAGUGACCUAUUUAUUGGGGCAUGUCUUGAUGGUAUCUUUGUGAAACACAAAAAUGGCCGGCCUCCUGUUAUAUUUCGGUGGCAUGACAUUGCCAAUAUGUCCCACAACAAGUCCUUUUUUGCAUUAGAACUGGCAAAUAAAGAAGAGACAAUCCAGUUCCAAACUGAGGACAUGGAAACAGCAAAAUAUGUGUGGAGGAUGUGUGUGGCCAGACACAAAUUUUACAGACUAAAUAAAUGUAGCCUAGACUCCCCAGACUCUCCGCCUGUGGAAGGCUCUCAGAAACCUUUCCUCAUUCUUUCCUUUCCACGCUUUCCAAUUCUUUCUCGUCCUUCUCUUCCCAAAGGACAAACCCAGGCUGUUACAGUGAAUCCAGUUAGAAGGAGGUCCUCUUCCAGGAUGUCUCUGCCCAAGCCACAGCCUUACAUGAUGCAACCACCACCUCCUCUACAUUACAAUGGACACUACACGGAACCAUAUACAUCGUCCCAAGAUAACCUUUUUGUGAGCAAGCAGAAUGGAUACUACUACCACUCUCAGACUAGCUUGGAUAGAGCUCCACAUGACUACAAUGGCAGAAUUCGCAAUGGGAGUGUCUAUAGUGCACACAGCACAAACUCUUUGAAUAACCCACAGCACUACUUGCAGCCAUCUCCCAUGUCCUCUAACCCAAGCAUUACUGGAAGCGAUGUCCUGAGACCUGAUUAUGUUCCAUCGCAUCGACAUAGUGCGCUAAUACCACCUUCUUAUCGGCCUACACCAGAUUAUGAAACUGUGAUGAGACAGCUUAACAGAGGAAUGAUACACACAGAUAGGCAGAGUCAUUCUAUGAGAAAUCUUAACAUCAGCAAUUCAUAUGCCUACAGUAGGCCUGAUGCUCUGGUCUAUAGCCAACCUGAAAUCCGAGAACAUGCUCACUUCACCUCCCCCCAAUCUAAUCACUAUCCUUUUAACCUGAGUUACAGUUUUCAUAGCCAGUCUCCCUACCCAUAUCCUGCUGAACGGCGUCCAGUUGUUGGAGCAGUCAGUGUCCCUGAGCUAACAAAUGUGCAGCUUCAGGCUCAGGAGUAUCCAGCACCAAACAUCAUGAAGACCCAGGUCUAUCGACCUCCUCCCCCUUACCCAUACCCAAGACCUGCAAACAGUACACCAGACCUUUCCCGACAUCUUUACAUUAGCAGCAGCAAUCCAGAUCUAAUCACACGGCGAGUUCACCAUUCUGUUCAGACGUUUCAGGAAGACAGCCUGCCUGUUGCACAUUCCCUUCAGGAAGUGAGUGAGCCCUUAACAUCAGCACGGCAUGCUCAGCUACAGAAAAGGAACAGUAUUGAAAUAGCUGGACUUGCCCACAACUUUGAAGGCAUACGAAUUAAAGAGCGGACCAUGUCAGCCUCUGCUGCAGAUGUGGCCCUUCCAAGGGUCAUGUUGGCAGGGUCACAGCCCAGCGUUUUCAUGGAGAGAACAAAGCAAGAAGAAAAUAAGGAGCAAGAAGAAAGUUUGAACUGUGAUCAUAAGAAGUCUCUUUCAGAUGCCACUAUGCUGAUUCACAGCAGCGAGGAAGAGGAAGAAUUUGAAGAAGAAAACAAAGCUAGUACAACUCUGACUCCUCUCUCUGAUGAUCAAACCCAGCUUUCUGCUAUUAUGGGUGGUUAUCCUCAUGAAUCCUUACUAAGUUACCCCUACGGUUCUGUUGCUUCACCUCCUGGCCCUUUGCAUAUCCUUGAGCCUAAGUUACAUAUUUCAGAGACGGAAAAGAGGAUAAAAGAUGUGAGCCCAGUACACUUAAUGGCUGAAACCCAGGUGCAGAGAAGAGGUGAAGGAUUGCUGACUCCAUCUAUGUCAGAAUCUGACCUUACGACUUCGGGAAGGUACAGAGUGAGAAAGGAUUCUCUGAAAAAGAGACCUGUCUCUGAUCUUCUGUCAGGGAAGAAGAAUAUAGUGGAAGGUCUUCCCCCUUUAGGAGGUAUGAAAAAGAAUAGAACUGAUGCAAAAAAAAUAGGGCCUCUGAAGCUAGCUGCCCUAAAUGGACUAACCUUGUCUCGAAUGCCUUUGCCAGAUGAGGGUAAAGAAGAGCCUACCAGAGCAACAAAUGAUGAACGGUGUAAAAUUCUAGAACAACGGCUGGAACAGGGAAUGGUGUUUACAGAGUAUGAGCAGAUUCAAAAGAAAAGGCUCCUGGAUGGAGAAUGCUCAAUAGCCCGGCUCCCUGAAAAUGCAGAGAGAAACAGGUUCCAGGAUGUCCUUCCCUAUGAUGAUGCCAGAGUGGAGCUGGUCCCAACCAAAGAAAACAACACUGGCUAUAUCAAUGCAUCCCAUAUUAAGGUCUCUGUCAGUGGCAUUGAGUGGGACUAUAUUGCUACACAGGGCCCUUUGCAGAAUACAUGUCAGGAUUUCUGGCAGAUGGUGUGGGAACAAGGGAUUGCCAUUAUAGCAAUGGUGACAGCAGAAGAGGAGGGUGGGCGAGAAAAGAGCUUCAGGUACUGGCCCCGACUUGGCUCAAGGCACAACACUGUCACCUAUGGGAGAUUUAAGAUUACUACACGAUUCCGGACAGACUCUGGCUGCUAUGCAACUACAGGCUUGAAGAUCAAACACCUUCUCACAGGGCAGGAGAGAACAGUUUGGCAUCUGCAGUACACUGACUGGCCAGAGCAUGGGUGCCCAGAGGAUCCCAAGGGAUUUCUGUCGUACUUGGAGGAGAUACAGUCAGUGCGGCGCCAUACAAACAGCACAGCUGAUCCUAAAAGCUCUAACCCUCCUGUACUGGUGCACUGCAGCGCAGGUGUAGGAAGAACGGGAGUGGUCAUAUUGUCAGAGAUCAUGAUUGCCUGUUUGGAACACAAUGAGAUGCUGGACAUCCCAAGAGUGCUGGACAUGCUGAGGCAGCAGAGGAUGAUGAUGGUGCAGACUCUCUGUCAAUACACUUUCGUCUAUGGAGUUCUCAUUCAGUUCCUUAAAAGUUCUAGGCUUAUAUGAUGCCCACCACUUCCUGUGGGACUGAAUCAUCUCAAGAGUUUAUAAAAGGAGAAUUGCAAUUGUCCAGGCAUACUUGCCUUUCUGAUGUUUUUCUGAAUAGAUAACUCAUGCAGAGUUACCUUUUCGGCAUGGUGUGGGGAUGUUAAAUGCAAGUGCAAGGUAUCGACCUUUGCAAAGCAAGAUAUUGACUGGACUAACUUCUUUCUGUGUUCAGCUAUGUUAGGAAGGUUCUAACAUAACACAACUGUGCUCUUGUGAAGUACCUGCCCACCUUCUUGAGAUUGUGUUACUCUGGGUAAAUUAACUGUCAACUUUACCAAAAGUACACUGGGCAAUUUUGGAAAUAACCUAUGUUUUUUUUAAGUCUCUAAAUUGCUUUUUUAAAAACAGAGCAUUAGCUCUGAGCAUGGAAAAAAUAUCUGUAGAGUUGCAUAGCGAGGGGUAUGACUGCCCCAUCGGAAUGCUAAGGUCUUAAGUAGUCUCACUCUACUUUCCAUUUUGUAUUUAAAACGAUGCUAAUAUAUUUUUAAAAAUAGACUUGGUUUCUUCUGGUUCAUUUAGCAGAACCAGCAGCUGCUAGAAACCUAAAAACAUCAGGACAGUUAUUUUUCUAUUCAGCAAAUUUAAUUUUUUUAGUCUUCAAAGAGCUAUACAUUUAUAAACAGCACAAGUUUUCAGAGAAGAGCAGAAACGAAGACACUCAUAUUAACUUUUCAGGAUUUGUACAAAAGUGAAAAGUACAAGAGGAAACUGUUGGUACCUGUAGAGUUCCAGGUAGUGGAAUCGGCAAGAGAAAAGUCUUGUUACCUGCAGAGUGCUAGGUAAUAAAAUAGUCAAGUAGAAGGCAUUUUCUAGGUGACAUAAAUGGUAAGAGAGAGGCACAGUUACCUACAGAGUUGUAGGUAAUAAUCAGCAAGGGGAAGAGGUUAUUGUCAGCGGUUUUAGGUAAAAGUAAAUUAACAAGAGAAGGUCAGUUACCUACAGGGUUCUAGGUAACAAAAUGGACAAGAGGAGGUAUAUAUUCAGUAUUAUUCAUAUAUUUAAAGGACAGUUUGAUUUUACUGGUUGAAAUCGAAGUGGAUGCAAAUGAUGUUUUAAGCACUUUGUUUUUUUGCUCUCUUAUUUAUAUAGCUAAGCAUAUAAACUGUAACUGUAUAUCAUUUAAUAGAUUAAAGUACCAUUACUAACCUAACUUAAUUUAGGAAGAGCCUUUGGAAAUGAUGACGUGAGAGAUAACAGAACUUAAAAGUAGGACGUUACAUAGUGGUGAAUGGGGAAUGAGUAUGUGCAAAUGAUGGUGCAAGUGUGACGGAUGUGAUUUUUGGUUGCACAUGGUUAGUGCAAAGACUUCAGUAUUUUUACUCUCUCUAGCAAGAAAAGCUUAAAAAUAUCUUAAUUUACAGUAGAAUUCUUGAGCUUAUUUUGUUAAUCAGCAGAAAGGUUUUCAUUAGCCUUGUAUCGUAUUGUUGAGUUAAGGGUGUUUAUGAUAUACUGGAGACCAUCUAAGAAUGAUAGCAACACUCAGAAAUGAUGAUUGAUGAUGUUGGAGAUGUGGGUAUUUUAGUGACCUCCUUUGCUCAAAAGAUGGUAGCAUGGUGACUGGAUGGGGCAUGAAACUGGAAGUCAAGAGACCUGAGGGUCUGUUCCCUGUUCUGCCACUAACUCGCUGUGACCUAAGUCAGAUCACUUCACCUCUCUGUGCCUCAGUUUUUCUAUUUGUAAAACGGGUAAUAAUGUUGCCCCACCUUUGUAAAGUGCUUUGAGAUUUAGAGACAAACAGCUCGAUUCAAAAGCACUCUUUGUUGUUUGUAGAUGGCUACUGGUCAAUUGAAUCCCUAAAUCUUUGGAGGACCAGUCAGUGAACAGACAGACAAACAUUUUGUCCCCCACCCCCACCCCAAGAUACCUGCUCCACAGAAUGGAAUGGGAUUAGCGUUUAUUUGUCAGUCAUUUUUAUGAUGGUCAGGAUGGUUCUAUUUACUUCUGAUUAUCUGUGAGGAAGCUUUAAGCCAUAGUGUAAGAGACUAAAAGCUCCCUUCACAAGAAAAAAUUAUGUGCAAUUUUUAAUUAAAGGAUAAUAAAGGUUUGCUUCAGUUUCCUCUGUAAUGAUCUGCUCCCAAAAUGAUAGACAAGGUCCAAAUGCCAGUGUUAAAAUAUCACUCCCCACCACAAAUUAUAUUACUAUGGGGUAGAUUGCAAGAGCCAUGUAGAGUGUUUUGGUGCCCUUUCCAACUCGUAUUGCCUUUGGUAAAAUGAGUUUUAUGUAGAGUUGCCGUUGCCAUUCUAAGCAUUGUUCUAUUAUGUUUCAUAAAGUGAAGAUCUGGUCUGUGCAUCCACGCCCUUUCUGAAAACCAGCUUGCUCUUUUCUGAGAAGGCUAUCGACUGCCUCCGAUAUAUGCUGGACUAUGAUCUUGCACAAUACCUUUGCUUGGUGUGAAACCAUGCCAGUUAUUACAGUCACUGAGAGUUCCUUUCUUUGGUAUCUUCACUAUAACCCCAUUGGUCCACUCACCUGGCACUUUUUUUCCCUUUCCCAGACUGAUGUAAAUAGAGGGCCCAGGAUAGAUGCUGCUAACUCAGGAUUUAUCUUGAACAAUUCUACAUUCAAGUUAUCCUUGCCAAGAGCUUUCCCUUUUUUAAGGAUUUGAUGGCUUGAAUGAUCUCUUCCUCAGUUGGAGUGUCUGUGUCGAUAUCAUCUUCUGCCUCCUGGAUGUUUGCUCUGUCUUUAGGUGGCUACGUGUUCAGCAAUUCUUUGGAAUGCUCUGUCUAGUGCAUUUCUUGUUCAUUUUCAGUUGCUAGUAGGUGGCCUUGUUUGUCCCUGAUGAGUGUUUGUUGGUGUCUGACGUUUACCACUGAUAAGCCACAUCAUUUUGUAGACUGUUCCUUGUUCAUCACGAGCAGCUGCAUCAUAGAAUCAUAGAAUAUCAGAGUUGGAAGGGACCUCAGGAGGCCAUCUAGUCCAACCCUCUGCUCAAAGCAGGACCAAUUCCCAACUAUAUCAUCCCAGCCAGGGCUUUGUCAAGCCUGACCUUAAAAAAAGCAUCCUCUGCUUGUGUUGCCAGAUUAUCAAUGUAAUGCUGUUUGUCCACUCUCACAAGGCGUUUGACUUCCCAGUGUGCCUUGCUAUACUGCUCAUGGUAUUUGUUCUUUAGCUUCUGGGAUUUUGUGUCUGAAACUCUUCUUCAGGGCUCAUCUGGUUUCUAUGGCAUUCCAUAUGCUGGGUGGAAUCAAUUCCUUCCUUCUGCCUGUAGCCUAGACAGGCAUCACUGCUCUGUUUAUAAAUUGCUGUUACUUUGCCCCCCCCCAUUAGGGUUGGAAGGGACCUCAGGAGGUCAUCUAGUCCAACUCCCUGCUCAAAGCAGGACUAAUCCCCAGACAGAUUUUUACCCCAGUUCCCUAAAUGGCCCCCUCAAGGAUUGAACUCACAACCCUGCGAUUAGCAGGCUAAUGCUUAAACCACUGAGCUAUCUCAUUCCCCUCCUCUUUAUCAAGGUUUGCAAGUGCUUGAAACCUGUUCUUUAACUGGAAAACAAAGGCUUUCUGUAUUUCAGGGGCCUUUAGCUUGUCAAUGUCAUAAUGUCCAUGUCCCUUGUUUGGUGGACCCACACUUCUCAGUUUUAGCUUGAUGGAGGCUGUCACAAGGUGGUGGUUGCUACCAACAUCUGUACCCCUUCUCACUUUCACAUCUAUCAGUAAUCGUUGCCAUUGAUCAUGAUAUGGUCAAUCUGGUUCUUAUCUCUGCCAUUUGGAGAACACCAUGUUAGCUCGUGAAUUUCACAAUGUUGAAAUAGAGUUCCGCCGAUGACUAGGUCAUUCAUAUUACAGAAACCAACAAGCCUCUCUCCAUUUUCAUUCAUGGUGCCACACCCAUGGCUUCCCAUUGCUCCGUCAUUGUUUGUGUUGUCCUUACCAACCUUGGCAUUCAGGUCUCCCAUGACGGUAGGUCGUGGUGUGGUACUCUCUCUAACUCUGCCUAUAAUGUAAGGUAGAAUUUGUCCUUUACUUCUUCAUCACUGUCAUUUGUCAGAGCAUAGCACCGAAUCAGGGUGAUAUUAUGUUUCCCUUUCAGUCUGGCUCUCAUAAGUCUGCUGCUGCUGGAUUUCCAUUCAAGCAGGGAAUGCUCCACUCCCUUCUUCAGAAGGAGAACACCACCCUCAUGGUGUUGUCCAUCAUCCCAUCCAGAAUACAGCAAAGUUUCUCUCGAGGCUGUUGUUAAUCUUCCUGAUCCCAUCCAUCUGCUCUUGCUGACACCCAGGAUGUGUAAGCUGUAGCGUCUCAUCUCUGCUGUGACCUGAGCUAGCUUCCCUGUUUCGUACUUUGUCCGUAUGUUCCAAAAAACAAGUCUGGUUUUUGUCUUGGUGUUGAGCACUUCAGUCUUCAUGCUAGUGGCUUCCGUUCGGCUGUCACCACUGGCAGUCAUACGGGUCAUUGACUCCUGAAAGCCAUUACACACAGUAAUGGUUGAUUUCUCCGUCACUUUUUUCUGUAACAUAUUUUGUUUUUUACGGGACAGGGUUGUUAGCUCUGUGCCUAACCCUCAACCUGGAGGACCAGGGUGUCUGUUUUGUCUGUCCCCUCUCCCACAGAUCAAUCCGGCAUGGUUGAACCUACCAGGAGCAAAAAGCCCCCGCCGACACAGACUCUGGGGAUCGUGAGAGCACACAAACUGUCCCGCCAUGACAAAGCACGGACACCAGAGGACAUUCUGCGGGCAUAUGGAAUCCCUUUACGUAUAAUCAACAUCAUCAAAAGCUUUUAUUUCAGCUUUACAUGCAAUGUUGAUCAC
Mauremys reevesii (Reeves's turtle) is the source of this 8462-nucleotide messenger RNA. It is a transcript of the gene PTPN21, whose product is annotated as protein tyrosine phosphatase non-receptor type 21. The transcript has 19 exons. NCBI's taxonomy places the organism in Eukaryota, Metazoa, Chordata, Testudines, Geoemydidae. Gene Ontology annotation, cellular component: cytoskeleton. Gene Ontology annotation, biological process: protein dephosphorylation. The record is from RefSeq and is a predicted model, not a curated record. Gene Ontology annotation, molecular function: protein tyrosine phosphatase activity. The coding region runs from base 14 to 3676 and encodes 1220 amino acids.